UUGGCCCCCGCCCCCCCGCGGGGCCCCGCCCCCCCCGCGCGCCGCCGCCGCCAUGAGCGGGGGGGGGGCAGGACCGGGACCCCCCCCGGGCCCGGGACCCCCCCCGGGAGCGGCCCCGGCCCCGGGAGCGGCCCCGGGAGCCCCGGGCGGGCCCGAGCGGGGCGGGCAGCGCGUGCGGCGCCGCGUGAUGGCGGCCUGGAACAGCGUCAGAUACGGCUGGACGCUGCGGCCCGCGCCCCCACUUCAGCCCUCGGGACCCCCUGCACCUGCUGGGGAGGGUCUACAGCCCGGGCAGCGGGGAGGAGCUGGCCCGGUUCCCGGCGCGAUUUCCGCUCCCGCCUGUGGCUGACGUACCGGAGCGGCUUCCCGGCGCUGCCGGGCACGGCGCGCACCUCGGACUGCGGCUGGGGCUGCACGCUGCGCAGCGCGCAGAUGCUGCUGGCCCAGGGGCUGCUGCUGCACCUGCUGGGCCGCGACUGGAUGUGGCCGGAGGCGCCGCUGGAGCCCGGAGCGGGGGGGGGCCCGCAGGAGCCGAGACCCCCCGGGACGGGCGCGGGACCCCCAAGGGGGAACGGGCACGGGACCCCCCAGAACGGAGCCAGCCCCCCCGGGACGGGCGCGGGGACCCCCCGGGACGGGCGCAGGACCCUCAAGGACGGGCACGGGACCCCCCAGAACGGAGCCAGGACCCCCCAGGAUGGACACCGGGACCCCCCGGGACGGGCACGGGACCCCCAGGGACGGAGCCAGGACCCCCCAGGAUGGACACGACCCCCCUGGAUGGAGCGAGGGUCCCCCGGGACGGACACGGAUCCCCCAGGACGGACAGUGCGGCCCCCCGGGAGGACGCGGGACCCCCCGGGAUGGAGCCAGGACCCCCCGGGAUGGAGCCAGGACCCUCCAGGGUGGACGAGACCCCCCCAGAAUGGGCAGGGACCCCCCAGGAUGGACCACGGAGCGCUCCGGGGGGGACGCGGGACCCCCUGGAACAACCCCGGGACCCCUCGGGACAGUCCCGGGAGCCCCUGGGACAGCUUCAGGACCCCCCGGGACGGGCACGGGACCCCCCAGAACAACCCCAGGCCCCCCUGGAACGGGCACGGGACCCCCUGGAACAGCCCUGGGACCCCCCUGAAACGGGAACGAGACCCUCGGGACAGCCCCGGGACUCCCUGGAACAGCCCCGGGACCCCCCGGAACGGGCACGGGACCCCUCGGGAGAGCCCCGGGACCCCCUGGAACAACCCCGGACCCCCCGGAACGGGCACGGGACCGCUCGGGACAGCCCCCGGGACCCCCCGGUCGCCCCCCGGGAGGCGGGAGCGGCGGCACCGCGCCAUCGUGUCGUGGUUCUGCGACCACCCCCGCGCCCCGUUCGGCAUCCACCGGCUGGUGCAGCUGGGCCGGGAGUUCGGCCGCAGCGCCGGCGACUGGUUCGGCCCCGCCAUCGCCGCCCACCUGCUCCGGGGGGCCGUGGAGUCGUGCGCGGAGACCCCCCGGGCUCGCCGUGUGGCCCAGGAUUGCACCGUGUACAAAGGGGAUGUGGCCAGGUUGGUGAGGGGCGACCGUGAUGGGGGGACGGCGGGACCGGGAGCUCCGGGAACACCGGGACCGGGAACACCGGGGACCGGGAGCUCCGGGAACACCGGGACCGGGAACACCGGGACCGGGAGCGCCGGGACACGGAACAUCGAGGCACGGGACACCGGGAGCUCCGGCGGACACCGGGACCGGGAAAACCGGGAGCUCCAGGAACGUCGGGAUCACCGGGAAUGCCGGGAUUGGGAACACCGGGACCGGGAGCACCGGAACCGGAACAGCCCCGGGCUCAUCCUGCUGGUCCCGGCGCGCUUGGGGGGCGAGAACCUGAACCCGGUGUACGUGGAGUGCGUCAAGUCGCUGCUGCAGCUCCGCUCCUGCCUCGGCAUCAUCGGCGGCAAGCCCCGGCACUCGCUCUUCUUCCUCGGCUUCCAAGGUGAUUCCCUGCUCUACCUGGACCCGCACCUCUGCCAGCCCUGCGUGGACCCCACCCGCGAGGAUUUCCCUCUCCAGUCGUUCCACUGCUGCUUCCCGCGGAAAAUGCCCUUUGGGAGGAUGGACCCCAGCUGCACCCUCGGGUUCUACGCGCGCGGGACGGAGCUGGGGCAGCUCUGGGGGGACCUGGCCCGGGUGCUGGCCCCCCCCCGGUACCCCAUCUUCACCCUGGCCGAGGGUCUCGCUCAGGACCAAGCCCUGGACCCCCCCCCCGGGCCGCCCCCUCCCCUCCCCCGCCGGGGGAAGCGCCCCAAAAAACCCAACUCGGAGGAGUUCGUUCUGCUGUGAGACCCCCGAGACCCCUCCCCAAAAACACUGGAACGGCCCCGCGGCUCCGGGGGGGGGCUGAGGGCACUGCCCCCUCCUCAAAUUGGGGCUGGUUUGGGUCACUGCUGCCCCCCCCCCCCACACACACACACACUCCGGGACCCCCAAAACUCCCGGGACCCCCCGAAUUCUGGGACUCCCCCAAAACUCCCGGGACCCCCCGAAUUCUG
This is a messenger RNA of Passer domesticus (house sparrow), 2531 nucleotides long. It is a transcript of the gene ATG4D, whose product is annotated as autophagy related 4D cysteine peptidase. Gene Ontology annotation, molecular function: protein-phosphatidylethanolamide deconjugating activity. NCBI's taxonomy places the organism in Eukaryota, Metazoa, Chordata, Aves, Passeriformes, Passeridae. The record is from RefSeq and is a predicted model, not a curated record.